CACAGCUGACACGCGAGAUCGAGAUCGGAGAUGGAGCUGCUUUGCAACGCGCCGGCGCACGCCUCCGUGCCGGACAGGUACGUCUUCCCGCCGGAGAAGCGCGCCGCCCUGCAGCUCGACGGCGUCGACGGCCCCGACGACGGCGUCACCCUCCCCGUCGUCGACCUGCACCGUGCCGCACUUUCCGGUGACGACGGCCUCCGCCGCCGCGUCGCCGAGGAGAUCGUCCGGGCCGGCAAGGAAUUCGGCUUCUUCCAGGUGGUGAACCACGGCGUGGGGGAGGACGUAGUGAGAGGGUUCCGUGACGCGGCGGCGGAGUUCUUCGCGAUGCCAGUGGAGGAGAAGCUGCCCUACUGCUCCGACGACCAGAGCAAGCCCUUCCGUCUCGCCUCGAGCACAUCCUACGACAAGAGCGAGACGCGGUACUGGCGGGACUACCUCAAGCUCCAGUGCCACCCAGUCUCCGACGAGCUCGUCCGCCACUGGCCAGCGGAACCAACAAGCUUCCGGCCGCGCCUCGCCGAGUUCUCCGAGGCGGCGCAUGAGCUAGCCCAGACGCUCCUCAGCCUCGUCGCUGAGGGUCUCGGCCUCAGCGCCGGCUUCUUCGCCGGCGACCUCAGUGGCGGCGAGACCCAGAUGAACGUCAACUACUACCCGCCGUGCCCGGACCCGAGCCUCACACUCGGCCUCCUCCCGCACUGUGACCGCCACCUCCUCACCGUGCUCUCGCAGGGCGAUGUGGCGGGCCUCCAGGCGAGGUACAACGGGCGGUGGCUCCUCGUCCGCCCUGUCCCCGGCGCCUUUGUUAUCAACUUUGGCCACCAGAUGGAGAUCGUAACCAAUGGGGCGCUGGCCAGCGUGGAGCACCGUGCCAUCACCAACUCCGCUGUCGCGAGGAUGUCUGUGGCGACGCUCAUCAUGCCCAAGAUGGAGUGCCGCAUCGGCCCGGCGCCGGAGAUGGUGGAUGAGGUGACGAAUCCUGCCAAGUUCAGGGAGUUUGUGUUCAGCGAGUUCAUGGAGGCGUAUAACACCGCUGCCGCCAGCAGGGAGGACGUGCUCGACUCCUUCAGGAUCCACCGCGACUAGCUCAAUACCAACAAUGGCAUAUUGGCAUGGAUAUGCACUAUAUUCAGUAAUAAACUAGUAAGCUGCCCUGGAGCAGAACGGUCUGAAUGUCUAAUACUAAAAGUUGUUGUGUCUGGGCAUUGACAUGAUGUCCCAUAUACAACUUAAUGUUUACUUCAUAUUGUCACAUACUCUAAAAAAAUGUGCUACUGUGGUGUUAGCUUUUCAAGAAAAAGUUUGAAGUGUACGAUUGUCAAAUGUAAUGAAAAUACUUAUAGCUGA
Messenger RNA from Lolium rigidum, 1347 nucleotides. Its product is annotated as 2'-deoxymugineic-acid 2'-dioxygenase-like. The transcript has 2 exons. The coding region runs from base 31 to 1086 and encodes 351 amino acids. NCBI's taxonomy places the organism in Eukaryota, Viridiplantae, Streptophyta, Magnoliopsida, Poales, Poaceae. The record is from RefSeq and is a predicted model, not a curated record.